This is a messenger RNA of Synchiropus splendidus (mandarinfish), 1713 nucleotides long. It is a transcript of the gene chrng, whose product is annotated as cholinergic receptor, nicotinic, gamma. Gene Ontology annotation, cellular component: postsynaptic membrane; synapse; neuron projection. Gene Ontology annotation, biological process: monoatomic ion transmembrane transport; chemical synaptic transmission; regulation of membrane potential. NCBI's taxonomy places the organism in Eukaryota, Metazoa, Chordata, Actinopteri, Syngnathiformes, Callionymidae. The record is from RefSeq and is a predicted model, not a curated record. Gene Ontology annotation, molecular function: transmembrane signaling receptor activity; acetylcholine-gated monoatomic cation-selective channel activity. The transcript has 12 exons. Bases 79 to 1713 code for a protein of 544 amino acids.
AGGAGCUCCAUCAAGGCAGCGUGCAACCGAUUAGUGACCCUAGCGUUGCGCGAGUCGGGCGGUCAAACAGAAUCACAGAUGGAUCUGGGACCUGUGGCUUCACUGCGACUCCUCUUCAGGCUGUUUAUGACUGCUACCACAGUGUCAGCACUUAACCUGGAAGGAGAACUGUUCAAGGAUCUAAUGAAGGGCUACAACAAGAAUGUUCGGCCCAUGCACAAGAGCGGAGAUGUCACCCAGGUGGACAUCAAGAUGACACUCACCAACCUCAUCUCACUGAAUGAAAAGGAGGAAGCCCUGACAACCAGCGUCUGGAUAGAAAUGCAAUGGUGCGACUACAGGCUACGAUGGGACGAGCCACCGAGGUCAGCGCUGUAUAAGAACAUCACAUCAGAGCUGCGUGUUCCCUCCAAGAGCAUCUGGCUGCCGGACAUCAUUCUGGAGAACAAUGUGGACGGGCAGUUUGAAGUGGCACUUUACUGCAACGCUCUGGUGUCUCCCAACGGCUGUGUCUACUGGCUUCCUCCCGCAAUUUACCGCAGCGCAUGUGCGAUCACUGUCAACUACUUUCCCUUCGACUGGCAGAACUGCACCAUGAAGUUCCGCUCGCAAACGUACAGCGCCAAUGAAAUCGAGAUGGUUCUCAAAGAGGAGGAUAACCAGAUUCUGGAGUGGGUGGACAUCGACCCUGAGGCCUUCACAGAGAACGGAGAGUGGGUCAUCAAACACAGGCCAGCGAAGAAGGUGAUCAACACGCAGUACACCAAGGACGACCUGGAGUACCAGGAGGUGGUGUUCUUCCUCAUCAUCCAGAGGAAGCCUCUUUUCUACAUCAUCAACAUCAUCGUCCCCUGUGUGCUCUUCUCCUCCCUCGGGCUCCUGGUUUACUACCUACCAGCCAAAGCUGGAGGUCAGAAGUGCACGAUGUCCAUAGUCAAUCUCUUGGGUCAGACUGUGUUCCUGCUGCUCAUCGCUAAGAAGGUCCCGGAGACCUCGAACGCGGUGCCUCUGAUCGGAAAGUACCUGAUGUUCGUGAUGUCCGUCACCACCAUGGUGGUGAUGAACUGCGUGAUUGUUCUGAACGUGUCUCUGCGGACGCCCAACACUCACAGGAUGACUGACAGCGUCCGAAAGAUCCUUCUCAACAUCCUGCCCCGGCUGCUCCGGAUGCAGAUCAAGCCGUCCUCGCCGGGGGACGACAGAACCCUACACAAGGGUCAUGCCAACGGCGUGUCUCUGGUUCCGUGCCACCGACGCCGCAGCUCCAUGACCCUCAUCAGCAAGGCAGAGGAGUACGUGGUUAAAACGGCUCGCACUGAGCUCAUGUUCGCCCGGCUGAAAGAGCGGGACGGCCUGAUGAAAUCCGUGUUGGACAAGAUACAUGAGGGACUGGCCGGUGGAACAGCUGAGCAGCUCACCGCCAGCCUGGCCAAGGCCUCGCCGGAGCUGAGGCAGUGUGUGGCGUCCUGUAAGCACAUCGCCGAAACUGCUCGGCAACAGAACAACUUCCAAAACGAGAAUGAGGAGUGGUUCCUGGUGGCGCGGGUGAUUGACAGGGCCUGCUUCAUCGCCAUGUCGCUGGUAUUCAUCAUCGGCACCGUGGGGAUUUUCCUGAUGGGUCAUUUCAACCAGCCUCCCUCAUCUCCCUUCUUUGGUGACCCCAAAAAAUAUCUUCCCUUUGUAAGCAACGCCACAGAGAUCCAGCGUUCCUGA